This is a messenger RNA of Macrosiphum euphorbiae (potato aphid), 603 nucleotides long. NCBI's taxonomy places the organism in Eukaryota, Metazoa, Arthropoda, Insecta, Hemiptera, Aphididae. The record is from the annotation of a GenBank genome assembly.
AUGACAAGGUAUGUAAUUGUUAAUAAUAAUUUAUUUAACCCUUCAAUAAAUAAUAAUACGGUUAGACGAGUCUUCCAAACUUUCAAUUUACCUGAGGAUUUUAAUUUUUUUGAAAAAUAUGUAAAGGCUGAGUUUAUUUUUAAAUGGGGGUGUGAUGGAAGUUCUGGUCAAACCGAAUAUCACCAAGCAUUUACCCAGAAUACAAAUUUAACCCUAAAUGAUCCACAUUCAAGUAGUGAUUUAGAUAACGACACUGAUGACUGUGAACAAAAUUAUGAACAAGAUGUAGAAUAUACCGAUGCAAACAUGUUUUUAUUUUCUCUUGUUCCUUUGCGAUUAACUUUUAGUAUGACUGAUGACACAAAUGAUAUUUUAUGGAAAAAUUUAACACCAUCUUCCACGCGUUACUGUAGACCCAUUAAAUUUUUAUAUAAAAAAGAAACAAAAUAUAAUACUUGCAAAGAAGUCGAGGCAAUUGAAAAUGAAAUAAAUGCCUUAGUCCCAAUUGAAAUUGUUAUAAAUAAUAUGUCUGUUCCUGUUCACUGUAAAUUAGUUAUGACAAUGGUAGAUGGAAAAGUUAUAAAUAAUUUAACUGAUACGUAA